Messenger RNA from Dermacentor albipictus, 3084 nucleotides. RefSeq names its product ER membrane protein complex subunit 7 (gene EMC7). The record is from RefSeq and is a predicted model, not a curated record. Gene Ontology annotation, molecular function: carbohydrate binding. Gene Ontology annotation, cellular component: EMC complex. Lineage: Eukaryota; Metazoa; Arthropoda; Arachnida; Ixodida; Ixodidae.
CGCAAGGUCGCAGGAUGUUUUGCGUCAGCUUACGAUUGAAUGGUGGCCUGCUUCCUUGACCGAUCUGUGUCUAGGCAAAAUUAAAUCAAAUAUGCGGCUUCAUUCUUUAAAAUCAGCCUAUCUACGGUGCGCUUGCACGCUGUUCUUUCAGCUUGUUUUUCUAAUAAGUAGUGCCAACAUAGCGGCCAGCGAUGAAGACGUUGUACCAGAGAAGCAUGUGAUCGAAGGCAAAGUGGUGCCUCCUGAAAUCGCCACAUCCGAAUGGCUAACAUCCACACGAAUUCUCGUGAACGGAGGUGAACAGCUCGGUUUCUUGAGGAGCGACGGCAGCUUUUCAGUGCACAAUCUGUCUCCUGGGUCGUACGUCGUCGAAGUGGCUAAUCCUGACCACGUAUACGAGCCAGUACGUGUGGACAUCAACUCCAAGGGGAAGUUCCGGGCACGUCGAGUCAACUACAUCCAGUCAAACUUGAUACAGACUCUUGCGUACCCGCUGAAACUGAAGAGUCGCGGCCCCUUCCAGUAUUUCCAAGUUAGGGAGACAUGGAGGAUCACCGACUUCCUCUUGAACCCUAUGGUUCUCAUGAUGGUGGUUCCUCUGCUGCUCAUCAUGGUCUUGCCGAAACUGAUGAAUGCAGCUGACCCAGAAACUCAGAGGGAGAUGAACCAGAUGCAAAUGCCGAAGUAUGACAUGCCUGAACUGUCGGAAAUGAUGACCACACUCUUCACGGGAGGCAACAAGAGGCAACAGCAGGCCAAGAUGACUCGAGUGGCCAAGAAGCGGCAGUAGCGAGCUAUGAACAGGGCACGUGAUGCCACUGCUCUGCUGUGCUGUGAUACCCCAAUUCAGUAUCUCCUUUGCAAAAUAAUAGACAUGUGUAAAAGAUAUCCUUAAGCAAAUACUAAUGGACAAGACAUGUAAAGACUGUUUAGUUUUGUUUCCUAUGUGCAUUGUGUUGUUUUAUGCACCCUAUUGCCACACCUCUUUGUGAAACGGAAGUUACCCAGAGCAUUUGUGCGGGUUUGGAUUUUUAACUGGGUCUUGUAUAACUUUAAAAACGUGUGUACCUUAGCAUGUUGCGUGAACAUGUCAUGGCUUACUGUCUCGCGUCAUCAAGAAAACAAACCACCUGAAUUAAACGGUUGCAUAACCAGUGCCCACUUCUGUUCAACAAGUGCAAUGCCUUGAGUCAUUGCACCCCCAUGUCCCCAGUUGCCAUGGCAAUGUCUAAGCAUGAAGGUAAAGAAAACAAUAACUGAAGGGCGAGUAACUACAUGGGCCAUUAACGAGCAGUCCUUGUAAACAUUUUCCAGUGGCGUGUGCUUACAGCAUGCUGCUAGGAGAUGUGUGCCUUCGUGAAGGCAUAAAAGAGUAAUCUCAUUAUGUGCACAAAUAUGCAAUGGCAUUAUGUGGUCUGCAGUGCCAUUAAUACUUGGGAAAGGGUGAGUGGCAUCUUAGUACAUUUGGGGGAAUUAUUUGGGGAAUCAAUAUUUUGAGACAAAGGGAUGUGGGCAAUUACGUGAGAUAUUACUGUAGUUGUGCUUUCCUCGAAGCAAAUAGCAUCACAUGUACCUUCAUUUUUGAGCAUGUGCUUAUCAGUGCUCUAUAUUGUGAGGGCAAGAUGCACGAAAUAUGCAACCUGUUCAGUUUCAGCAAUGUGCCUCAACACACUGCACCACAUGGGGAAACUUGCUUUGUGUUUGUGUAUCUUGUACUAUAUUGUUUGAUAUCAAAUGCACCAGGUUUAGAACAAAGAGCAGCAGACUGCUUAUGUUGCUAUAUUCAAGUUGGGUUUUGUGGAUGUCGUGAUUGAUGAUGUGGUCAGGCAAUGGUAUGACUUGUUGUUCAGGAACCCAUGCAUCCCUUUAUACCGUUGGUGCUGAAAGGCUAGUGCACAUUGCAAAUGAUGAAUCUGGGGAGUCAUAGUCCUCUUGACUGCCAGCUUUGAGGUUCUAUGAAACAGUAAGUGAUAAGAGACAUUGCAACAGAUGAAAGACACAUUUGCAAGCCAGCUCAUCUGACAUGCUGACAUCUUUGUUUGAUAAUGCUUACUCUUAGGUCUAAAUGAAGUUUGGUAUUCUUUUUCUUGCUGGUGUAACUUUGAGAUUUAUGCAGACCUCUUCACAUUUGUGCACGAUCUUGCUCCAUAGAUCCAUCAAAAUGGGCUGCUGCUGAUUUUUGAAACACAUCAUGGUAACACAGCUUACGUGUAAAAAAAUAUUUGUAGUAUAUCUCAGUGUGUUUUUCAUGAACUUGGGGAACAAUUCUGCACUUCUGCAUGUACGAUGGUUGUAUUUUGUAAAGCCCUUAAAAUGUUUUUUUUUUUAAAUAUAUAAUGGUGUAGAACACUAAACGCUCACUGUGAACCUAGUCCUUAACUUCUUGGCAAUUAUGGUGUGCUCAUAUCGCUGGUUGUAAUGCAUUGCUGGUUUGUUAGGUUAGCUCAGAUACCGGUUGUUGGUUUUUCAUACCAAACAGCUCGCAUGAUAUAGGGUGUUCAUGUUUGUUGGCGCAAUUUCUAAUCUCUCUCGAGAUACUUUGUACAUUGUGAUGCUAGUGACCCUUUGUGUUCCUCUUGUAAGGGAGUGAGGAAAUCAAAAGUGCACUUGUUAUGUUUCUCAUAUUGUAAAGAUGCUUAGCAAUUCCUCUUGUUUUAUAGUGCCAAUUGCUUUUUAAAUUAUGAAACAUUGACAGUAACAUUAAUUUCCAAGCGAACUGCUUUGAAUGGUUAGUAAGCAGAUAUGAAAUUGUAUUUUAAAAUUGUCAUAUAAACAGCUGUAUUCCCUAAAAAUUAUAAAACUACAGUCUGCAUCCUACCAUUUAGGAGUGAUCAGAAAAAUGAUUGCUUGCAGCCUUUUUUGCAACAUUGGCAUUUCCAUGUGGAUAGCUUUAUUAUUAACAAGUUAUAUUGUAAUAUUAUUGCAGUCUCUGAAGCUGUAACUUUUUUACAUUGUCGGGUCUUGGCUGUGAAUACAUGUGCGUACAAGGAGAACAGUUUUUGUAUUCCACAUCAGGAAGCUCUGUACAAGAAAAUACAGACAUUGUUAUAUUAUGGUGAAUAAAUUUAUGGCAACACAGCUGUA